AUGAGGAUCCAUCACUUCCUCUUCACGUUGCUCCUGGUGCUCCUGUCACAGCUCGCGGCUUUUACUGAAAGUAGAAGCAACCCCAUAACUUGCCUCAGAAGAGGAGGCUUUUGUUGGGGUUUGUGCCCUGGAGGUACUCGACAGAUUGGCGAUUGUGGUAUUAGCUGGUUCAGGUGCUGCAAAAAAUUAUAA
Molecule: messenger RNA, 192 nt
Organism: Nannospalax galili (Upper Galilee mountains blind mole rat)
Lineage: Eukaryota; Metazoa; Chordata; Mammalia; Rodentia; Spalacidae
Product: beta-defensin 4-like
Exons: 2
Coding region: 1-192 (63 amino acids)
Biological process (GO): cell chemotaxis; defense response to bacterium
Cellular component (GO): extracellular region
Molecular function (GO): chemoattractant activity; CCR6 chemokine receptor binding
Source: RefSeq, a predicted model, not a curated record